Candidozyma pseudohaemuli is the source of this 1374-nucleotide messenger RNA. RefSeq lists its product as uncharacterized. The transcript has 2 exons. Lineage: Eukaryota; Fungi; Ascomycota; Pichiomycetes; Serinales; Metschnikowiaceae. Gene Ontology annotation, biological process: transmembrane transport; monoatomic cation transport; intracellular calcium ion homeostasis. Gene Ontology annotation, cellular component: membrane. The coding region runs from base 1 to 1374 and encodes 457 amino acids. The record is from RefSeq and is a predicted model, not a curated record. Gene Ontology annotation, molecular function: monoatomic cation transmembrane transporter activity.
AUGAGAGCUCGACUAGUACCCUUCAUACAAAUUCUUUCCACUUGUCAGGCAAUUGGUCACUCAUCCUCAAACCUACUGCCCGAACUUGUUCUAGAGGAGCAUGACCCCGAGUCUAUGAUACAGUAUCAUGUAUCUGUCCCUACAGAGGUUUCUUCAACCAUUCAGCUAGCGCAUUCGUCAAAGAGUCAAGACUCCACCACCCCCACUCUCGAAUGCAAAGACAUAUAUCUCAAACCCGUUGCAUUGCGUUGUGAUCAUGUACGGGAAGCUUGUAAUACCGAGGAAUACAAUGUCGGGUUACUAAACUAUCUUUCCUUAUACUACUGCUACUUACCAGGUGUUCUAGUUAUGUCCAUUGCAAUUUUGGCUUUAACGGUGAGCUUUGCGAGCCUUGGAAUCACUGCAGCGGACUUCUUGAGUCCAAACUUAUACACAAUUUCGAAGCUUCUACAGCUUUCAGAUCAUCUUGCAGGUCUUACGCUUCUUGCAAUUGGUAACAGCGCAGCAGACAUAUUUGGAACUUUCACGGCUCUCAGCAUUGGAUCCGCCGAAUUGGCAAUUUCCGAAUUACUAGGUGCCACAUUAUUCGUUCUCACAGUCGUUAUAGGCUCGAUAUGUUUAAUCUCGCCGUUUAAAGUACCAGUGUUUCAUUACACUAGAGACAACUUCUUUUAUAUCGUGGUACUCGCGGUAAUCGAGUACGCUCUCGAAAAGAACGAAUUAGACGUGACGAAGGCCUCAAUUCUUAUUGGAAUAUAUGCCAUAUAUGUUCUUGUGGCUGUGUUAAACCAUUCGUGGUUGAAAGUUGCGAAUAGAAAGAGAAUCACGACAGAAAGAAUAAGAAGCACAUUUAAUAUUCCAGCUUCUGACAUACAGGGGGAGACUGACGAGAUCACAUCUGCAGGGUUGCUGCUUCCGGGUAUCGAAUCUCUUGAAGAUAUGUCUGACGAAGAGAGGCAAAUGCUCGAAGAGGUUGAAGGUUAUUUCGCAGCUCAUCCCGAGGAGGAGCUUGAUAUACCCGUACCCGUGCAGACAGGGUCUUACGGUCUCAAAAUCCUCUUAAAGGAGCUUAGCAUGCAUACGACCAAUCUUUCAAACCGUGGGAUGAACUCCAUCAAUUCAGAAGUAGAGGGAAGGAGCCUGGAAGAACCUUUACGCGAAGAGGAAACUCAGAACACCACCUUUUACGAGUCGGCACUGGAAGAAGAAGCAGAAGCAAAUCAACAAUACCAUUGGGGCCUGCAGCAUAUAAAGAGAAAACUUCUCAAGGAGGUGAUCCACUCGCUUGUUCCUCGCUGGAACCAUGAUGACACUACCGUCUCUAAGGUUUUCUUCAUCAUUACUUAUCCAGCGAAAUUAGAGAGAAAGCAAUAG